AUGAGUUAUCAGCAACCGGACAUGUAUCACGAUCCCGCCGCGCGUUCCCCUGGCUCCCAGCGGCAUCAACAACCCCUACAUCGACAACCCUCCCGCCAGUUCGACGCCUACGGCCCCAUGCCUGUCAAUCUGUAUGAGGACCAGAUGGCUCGCUAUGAGUCCGCUCGACUGGAACGCCUGAACCCGUCCAUCCAGAACAAUUCCUAUGCCUACGAUCUCUCCGGCUCCCAGACAUGGAAUCCCAACGGCUUCGCCAACGCUCAGUCCCUGGGUGGUAUUCGCUCGGCUUCGGCCAGUCUGAAGCCCGCUGCUCGUGGUCGGGCCGGUCUUCCUACGACUUGGCUUGAUCAACAGCCUGGUGUCCCUGGUGCCUUUUCCGGCAUGGGUCCCAGUCCCGUCCAGAGCGCCGCGAUGCGCCCGGAGGCUUCCGCCUCGUCCGAGGGCGAUGACGAACUCAUCCCCACGGCCAUCGUCAUCAAGAACAUCCCGUUUGCCGUCAAGAAGGAACAGCUGGUGCAACUGAUGACCGAGUUGAGCCUGCCCCUGCCCUACGCGUUCAACUACCAUUUCGACAAUGGCGUGUUCCGUGGCCUGGCCUUUGCCAACUUCACCUCCGCGGAGGAGACGGCCACCGUAAUCGACAUGCUCAACCACUUCGAACUGCAAGGUCGCAAGUUGCGGGUCGAAUACAAGAAGAUGCUGCCUCUGCAGGAGCGGGAACGGAUCGAGCGGGAGAAGCGAGAGCGUCGCGGUCAGCUCGAGGAGCAGCACCGGCCCAUGGCGUCCUCACAGCUGCAUACCCAGAGUUCCAUGUCCUCGCUGACUUCCCACAUCCCGGCGACCUCGCCGUCGCCCGUGUCGCAGCGGGGCCAGAAGCUGGGUAAGUCGAACAUGACGCCCCUGGGUUACCGAGGAACUCCCGUGCCUGAUCGCGAGGAUGAAGUAGAGGUCGAUUUGAACGACAAGCAGACGCUUUCCUACUACUCGGAACUGCUCCUGUUCAAGCAGGACAACAGUCGUGACUCCGUCAUCUUCCCGCCCAACCUCACUCCGUCCCAGCGCCGCACGGUUCACACCCUGGCACACAACAUGGGCCUGGCCCAUGCCUCCCGCGGCAGUGGGGAUCAGCGCCAGGUCCAGGUCUUCAAGGUGGCCCCCGGCACCAACGUCAGCCCGCCCUUGUCCUCGAUCCCUCCCGCGGGUCAAUCCGAUAGUGCUCGUCGUGGCCUCAACCGCGCGGCCACGAUCGACUUCAGCGAGGCUCGCAACGAAGGUGGCCCCGGAGCUUUCAACACCCUCCGCGGUGGUCAGAGCUCGAACUUCCUGGGUGUGAUGGACUCGCCCGGCAACUUCGCCAACACGCAGAAUCUGCGCGCCGCCAAGUCGUUCGCCGACUUGCGCUCCUACACCCCUUCCCCUGUCCCGUCCUCCGCCAGCUUCCCGGCCGCCCUGCAGUCCAACGGAACCCGCGUGCAGUACGAAGGCGCCCCGACUGCGACCUCCAACACCCCGACCCUCACCUCCGCCCCAUCCGGCUCCUCCCUCGGUAUGCAGCGUGAUGAUAACCUGUUGGUCAACAGCCUUGGUGGCCUCUCUCUGGGUACGGGUAUUGGGGGCCCGAAUUCAAGCCCUCGGCGAUUGCGCGGUAUGUUCUCCUGGGAGCAGGACAGCCAACCCUCGGCCGCAGGUGCCAUUGGCAGCAACCGUGGAAUGGGAGUUGGAUUUGACAAUGCCCAGCAAGAGCGCAUGCCGAUUCGCCAACCCCGUGGCCCGACUCCCGAGAAGGGCACCGGUUUCCGCCGCCAAAACGGACACCAGACUCGCGGCAGUGACGAGCUUCGUUCCAACACUGGCGGUGUCGAGAUCAUUGUGGAGUAG
Penicillium argentinense is the source of this 1878-nucleotide messenger RNA. RefSeq lists its product as uncharacterized. The record is from RefSeq and is a predicted model, not a curated record. Gene Ontology annotation, molecular function: mRNA binding. The transcript is spliced from 2 exons. Bases 1 to 1878 code for a protein of 625 amino acids. Gene Ontology annotation, cellular component: cytoplasm; nucleus. NCBI's taxonomy places the organism in Eukaryota, Fungi, Ascomycota, Eurotiomycetes, Eurotiales, Aspergillaceae.